UUGUCUUUCUCUAUUAUUUCCUUCUAUCAAUCCAAUGAAGGUGGAGCGAGAGAUAGCAAUAAUGAAGUUGAUUGAGCAUCCGCAUGUCUUGGGGCUUUAUGAUGUCUACGAAAAUAGGAAAUAUCUGUAUUUAAUCCUGGAGCAUGUUGCCGGUGGAGAGCUUUUUGAUUACUUGGUGAAGAAAGGGCGAUUAACGCCAAGAGAAGCUCGACGAUUCUUCAGGCAAAUCAUCUCGGCCAUUGACUUCUGUCAUAGUUACUCAAUAUGUCACCGGGAUCUGAAACCGGAGAAUCUUCUUCUAGAUGAUAAGAAUAACAUCAGAGUGGCAGACUUUGGGAUGGCAUCACUACAACUAGACCAAUCACUCCUGGAAACAAGCUGCGGAUCUCCUCAUUAUGCAUGCCCGGAAGUUAUAAGAGGAGAGAAAUAUGAUGGCAGGAAAGCUGAUGUUUGGAGUGCAGGUGUUAUUCUUUAUGCUCUUUUAGUGGGGGCUUUACCGUUCGACGAUGACAAUCUUAGGAACCUGUUAGAGAAGGUCAAGCGAGGGGUCUUUCACAUUCCACAUUUUGUUCCGCCAGAUUGUCAGAACCUGUUGAGAGGCAUGGUAGAAGUGAAUGCUGAUAAGAGAUUAACACUAUCCCAAAUCCAGAGACAUCCUUGGUAUGUUUUAGGAACCAGAAACGAAAACCAACCAGAAUCGGAUAUUCCAAAGAAACACCAUAUCAAAAUACCUCCAAUUUUGGGUGAUGAAGAUGUUGACCCUGAUGUAAUAGGCAGUAUGACAUCUUUAGGGUGCUUCAAAGAUAGACCAAAACUUCUACGCAAUCUUUUAUCGCCACAUCACAACUCAGAGAAGGUGAUCUACUCAUUAUUGCUGGAUAGGAAACAAAGGAAGCCCAGCUUUGAAGAUGAGUUAGAAUACAGAACCAGAUCAGAUUCAGCUGAUCCGCCUAGGAAGAGAGUAGACUCAUAUCACAGAAGAAGAUCAGAAAGGAAAUCUUUUGAUAUGACGAGAGAUGGGUCCAUGUCACCGGCCAGGAGAGCAAUGUCACAUCACAACUCAGGUAGAUCAAGAAGCGUGACCAGUAGCCCUCUAGCGUCCCCCACCCACAGUCCUAGGCAGGUCUGCAGGCAGCAUUCUGGUAGCAGCCUGGUGUCGACAGGAUCCAGCACCACGCCUCCAGCCAGCCCGACUGCGACCUCACUGCAAGGUCAACAGCAGCAGGGCCAGUCGACACCCUGGAGGGCGCGACUGAACAGCCUCAAGAACACCAUCCUAGGAUCGCCGAGGUUCCAUCGACGCAAGAUGCAGCCGGCGGAACCGGAUGAACUCUCACUCACACCGGAUAACUCACCAGAAAUGUCCAAGAAGUCUUGGUUUAGUAGCUUUAUGGGAGCAGAAAGGGUCGUGGAUGAGGAGCUGUCGAUAGCUGUUCGAGAUAAAUCCAUCAGUUCAAUCAAGGCCGAAUUAGUUCAAGCGUUUCUUACAAUUCCAGAUAUGAGCCACAGCGUGCAUUCCACCACCUCCUUCAAAGCUGAGUUCAAGAGAGCUGGAAGCGGUGCCGUCUUUGCCAAACCCAUCAAGUUCCAGGUCGAGAUCUUGACCCCUGACGGGAGCGAGGCCGCCAAGGACAACAUGGUUCAUAUUCUACACUUCCUUCUCAUCUCAGGUCCAAUCAGGAGAUUCCGUCGGCUGGUUGAACUCAUCCAAACCCGUCUGUCAUCCUCCCGCGUCAACUCAACCGAAUCGCUUCCCGGCCCCAUCCGGUCAUCUUCGACGGGGAGCUCUUCCUCAACGAGUGUCGACUACGCCGUCUCACCCCGCCCCGUCAAUCCCUCCUUCAGCGAAGACGACGGCGAUGAGGUUUUUUCAGACGGCCGGUCGGUCUCUAGAGAAGGUCUGAUGGCCGACGCUGCCAAGGAUCGUGCCUGUAGUCAAGUAUCAAAUAGCAUUUGCUGAUGCAGCCCCACAUACUUGUUUUUGUGUCUGCUGUUAAUUUUUUUAUCAUGAUAGUAUGUGUUGCUUUCAUUUCUCCUUUUUUGAUAUAGUAUGUGAUUUUUAUACUAUUGCUGUAGCAUAUGUUGUUGCCAAAAAAAGUAUUUUGUUUGGAUGGCCAAACAUCAUUUAUUUGGAAAGUGUAAAGGGAAUGCUUCAUUUCUUUUCAUUAGACAUUGCAAUCUUGCGUAUAUAUUUUUCAUUGCAUUUCUGCCACCAGCAAACUGCCAUGUUCAUAGAGUGUAAAAGAAUUCCGACAGCAAAUGGAAUGAAUCAUGACGGAUACAAUGCUUGAAUAUAAUAGAAACCAACAGUCUUAGAGGUAACUUUUUUGGACAAAAGAUUUCUACUUUUUCAACAUAUUUCAAGCCAAAAGCAUCACCUUUGUAGUGUACAAAUAGUCCCAUUAGUAAUCCUUUCCCAGUAUUUUAUCUGUUCUAGUUGAAAUUCCCAUUGAUAUUCCAGAAUCAAUAAAGUAUGCAGAAGUCAUAGACUUGACAGAAAUACUAAGAAUUUUUUUAAUUUCUUGAAGAUUAGUCCACUAUCUGGCAAAAACUAUAUGGUAUACCUUAAGGCGACCGCACCCCGUACGAUUGGUCCGUGACCCAAUUUCAGAAUAAAAUGUUGUAGAAUUUGAUGCUAACAUUGAGAAUUGGAAUAUCUUACUGUCUAAUGUUCUAAAUAACUGUACGAAUACCUAUCUUGAAAUCUGUGACUAUGCUAUCAUCCUUAGAAUGAAAGGGAAUUUAAUAUGUAGUCGUAAUGACGUCAUAGCAGUUGUAUGAUUGGCUACAAUUUGAAACUAAUUU
This is a messenger RNA of Lytechinus variegatus (green sea urchin), 2805 nucleotides long. RefSeq names its product serine/threonine-protein kinase BRSK2-like. Lineage: Eukaryota; Metazoa; Echinodermata; Echinoidea; Temnopleuroida; Toxopneustidae. Bases 35 to 1960 code for a protein of 641 amino acids. The transcript has 14 exons. Gene Ontology annotation, biological process: protein phosphorylation; intracellular signal transduction; microtubule cytoskeleton organization. Gene Ontology annotation, molecular function: protein serine/threonine kinase activity; ATP binding; tau-protein kinase activity. Gene Ontology annotation, cellular component: cytoplasm. The record is from RefSeq and is a predicted model, not a curated record.